UCGCUUUAUUUGCGUUCAUCCGGGCCGCCGUAGUCUCGCCGCAGGUUUUCCCAACAUGGCUGCCUCCAUCACUCACCCUGCUCUGUCCUCCUUAUGCAAAAUAAACUGUAAUAUUAAUGGAAUAUAUAGUUUAGUUUCAUUAAAUAGGAGGAUUUCAAUCUCCUCUGUCCUCUCAACAAGCGCCGUGGCCACAGAAAGAGAAGCCACAGGUAGAGGUGGUCGGGGUCAGUGGAGGUCAAGGAGACAGGCUGGGGAGCCCAGGACAGAGCGGAUGGCCGAGGAUCAGGACUGGACCGCGGUUUACCCCACUGCUGCCUCAUUCAAACCGUCCGCGGUUCCCCUGCCGGUGCGGAUGGGAUAUCCCGUUAAGAGAGGCGUACCGCCUGCCAAGAAGGGCAACCUGGAGCUGAUAAAGAUUCCAAACUUUUUACACUUAACCCCGGUUGCCAUUAAGAAGCACUGUGAGGCGCUGAAGCCGUUCUGUACGAAGUGGCCGUCCGCCCUGGACUCUGAUGAGAAAUGCAUGGAGCACUUCCCAAUCCAGGUGCAGAGUAAGGAAUUUGUAUCCGCUGGACUGUCGCUGCGAAACCCAGACGCGCGGAUAGUGACACUGAAGGUGAAGCUCUCCAGCCUAAAUCUGGAUGAUCAUGCCAGAAAGAAGAUGAUCAAACUCAGCGAUGAGCGUUACUGUAAAGACACCGACACGCUCACCAUCACCACAGACAGUUGCCCGCUGAGACAGCAGAAUUAUGAUUACGCCAUGUACCUCCUCACCGUGCUUUACCACGAGUCCUGGAAGAACUCAGCAAGAGCCCUGAUUUUUCUCUCAGCGUGCAGCGGAGCGGUUAACCCAUCAUCUUAUCUUACACGCAGCGUUGGCCUUUCAGAAGCAAACCACCGAGCGUCUCCAUGUCUUCCGUCAGCUCCUCAAUUAUACUCCCAUUCUCUCAAGUGAAAGGCCAAUCUCAUCAAUUAGUCGCAAACCAUUUGAUUUCCCUCUUCGGUUAAAUUGAAUCAUUUGGGUCAACAGUCCUAAUCAAAUCCUCAAGAUCUGGCCAAACCACCUUCAUCUCCAUAGAAACCACCUAAUCCAUCAUUCCCUCCUUAAGUAGUGCCCUGCGGCGGGGUGACUGGGGAAAGGAAUGGAGGAUAGUUGGACGAGGGAUGGUUUUUUGUGGGCUCGUAUUGAUAGUCAUUAGUCUGGAGCACCUGCACUGGCGAGAGGGUUAUCUGCCCUGUGGCAUGUGCAGGCCUUCAUACACACAAAGACGCUUUUGUCAUUGAGGAUGGGAAGUAUUGGGAAAAUUUAGUCUCAGGCAAAGAAGGGACUCCAAGGAUUCUUAUCAAACACAAGCUGUCUUUAAAAGUUUGCAGCAAUCAGUGGAACGGUUAAGCGAAUGUUCAGCGGCGUCCCUUAAUGUUUUCACGUGGUAAUCAGAGCUGUUCAUCGAGUUUAAGUAGCUGUGAUCAUUACAUUUCCAAAUCAGCUUGCCAUUUUUAUCGUGCCAGAAUUCCUCGGCUGACACAGAAUGCCAGCUUUCUUGCUUGAAGGUGAAGUGUCAUUUUUUUUCAGUGCUACAAUCCCAGUUUAAGUUGGGUUUAAAUGUUUUUGCCAUUUCAGA
Molecule: messenger RNA, 1622 nt
Organism: Ctenopharyngodon idella (grass carp)
Lineage: Eukaryota; Metazoa; Chordata; Actinopteri; Cypriniformes; Xenocyprididae
Gene: mrps35
Product: mitochondrial ribosomal protein S35
Exons: 8
Coding region: 56-955 (299 amino acids)
Biological process (GO): mitochondrial translation
Cellular component (GO): mitochondrial small ribosomal subunit
Molecular function (GO): structural constituent of ribosome
Source: RefSeq, a predicted model, not a curated record